UUCCACAAAACGGUUAAGUUUUUUUUUCGUUACACAGAUCGCCACACGAGCAGUUAUGUUUAACACAUGGUUAGCUACUUGGACAACAGCUUAAAAGUACUCUGUCUGAAGCCUGAAGGAGUUGUAGUUUAGUAGCAUAUCAGACUGCACCGGUGAGGUGAAAAUGCCUCCGAAAAAAAAGCAAAACGCAGGACAUCAGGGGAGGGCAAAAGAUCAAGACAUCAGAUCCUUUUUAAAGAAGAGCAACGGUCCUGACUGCAGCAGCCGCAGUACACAGCCAGAUGGAGCUAGAGCCUCUCAGAAUGUUCCACCUAGUCCAGAGAAAGUCAAGGAGGAGAAUAGCCAUGCAUUUAUGGACCAACAUUCACAUUAUUUCACAGUGAAGUUUAGUCCAACUGACCUCAGUGAAUACACCAUUGACUGUGACCAACCCAACACAGUGCUGGAGGCUAUCAAAUCAAAUAAAAAAUCAAAGGAAAUGAUUACAUGUGCAGAUGAGAAUAUUAUCAUUCAGCUGGGUAAAGGGGAUAGGGAAUCUAUUGUUGCAACACAUUUCCUUUGUUCUUGCAUUAGGAAUGGUGAGUGUCUGACCAUAUCAUGUAAAUCAGAGUCGGUAGAGAAGGCUCAAAACCAACAUGACAAAAAUAUAUAUCCAACAGACAAAUAUUCUGUCUUCUACAUUGAUACAGUAGGAGGGAUACACACCAGAACAAAGGAGCUUUUUAGAAACAAUACUGUCAAACAGUUCAAGUUUCUCUGUGUUUACGGUAAGAAAGGGAUGACAGUCGAGGAGGCUCUGAGAAUAGAUGGUCGUUUCAUUGAUAACCUGGGCAACUUUCGUCUGUCCAACAAUGAGAAUCCAAAGCAGUACACAGUACACACACAAAAGGUUGUCAACUUGAACGAGAAAAAGUUUAAGAUAUGUCUUCCCAAAAGGAAAAGUGAUGAACAUAAUAGUCAUGAAAAAAAUGCAAGAAACCCAUCACCUAAUUCACAAAGCAUGCGUAAACCAAGGUCAGUCACAGAUGUAGCACAUCAGAGUGGAGUCAGUGUAAAAACAGCAGUAGAAAAGAGUGGCAUCGACACUGAAGAGAUUUAUGAGCGACUGCGUCAGCAUUUUCCAGAUCUCAAAGAAUGGAUGGAGAGUAGAUUCCCUGGUAAUUCUUAUCAGGAAGCACUGGACUUGAGGAAGGAGAACUUUGGGAAAAGUCCAACAGUCUUUUAGUGAGGUCCACAGAGUCAGGAAGCUGCUCAAACUGGGCGAGUCAGUUUGCAAAAUCAUUGUUACGGAUGUUUGUGAGGGUACAGGCUUUGUGCUGUUUGAUAGGUUUAUUCUGACUAAUGCACAUUUGUUUAAAGAUCAUGUU
Alosa sapidissima (American shad) is the source of this 1367-nucleotide messenger RNA. Its product is annotated as serine protease FAM111A-like. The transcript has 5 exons. The record is from RefSeq and is a predicted model, not a curated record. Bases 164 to 1225 code for a protein of 353 amino acids. NCBI's taxonomy places the organism in Eukaryota, Metazoa, Chordata, Actinopteri, Clupeiformes, Clupeidae.